CAAGCGUGAAUAUCGAUCAGGAGAUGGAUGUCGAUGAAGUCAUACCAGAGAAAUCAGUGACAACUAGACAUUCGAAUCGGAAGACUAGUUCAGCACUAAAGAGUGACGUAAAGAAAAAGCAAUCAAAGAAAGAAAAGAAUGAUGAAUUAGAUAUCAGUGAGGUUGAAGAAGAUUUUAAAUUAAAAUUGCCGAAGAGAUCAAAAAAGGAUGAUAACGACGGAUCCACUCUUACGGAAGAUCGUCUUUCUAAGAAAAAGCAGAGAAAAACCAGGAAAGAUAGUGAUGAAAGUGAAGUCGAAGACGUUAAAAUGGAUCUUGAUAACAUUAAAACAAAUACUACUAAAAAGACUGCCACGAAAAAAUCAUCACAACUGCCGGAAGUUGAUGAAUCAAAGCCUACCAAGGAUGAUCCUGAAGUAAUACCAAAGUCCAGUAAAGGGUCUACGUAUCGCAACUUUUUACAAAGAACUGGGCCAUCAGCGCCUGGGUCAAAAGAAAUACCUGUUGGCGCAGAAAAUUGUUUGUCGGGUCUGACUUUCGUUUUUACUGGUGAUCUAGAAUCUCUCGGUCGGGAAGAGUCGCAGGAUCUUGUUAAACGUUAUGGAGGUAAGGUGACUGCCUCUGGUCCAAGUUCGCGCACUUCGUACGUUGUUGUUGGUGAUAAUCCCGGUCCGAAAAAAAUGGAAAAGGCCAAAGAACUUAAAAUCCCUACUCUAACCGAAGAUCAACUAUUGGAACUUAUCAAGACGUCGCCUGGAAAAAUAGAUUCUUCAAAUGUAAACUCGGGAAAAGAAAAAACGAAACAAAGUACUAAGAAGGAGAUAGAGAAAAUUCCACGAUCUCCUUCUCCCUCAAGUUCUUUGAGUAUAGACAUUACACCCUCACAAUUAUGGACUGAAAAAUACAAGCCAACAUCAAUCAAAGAAAUUUGUGGUAACAAGACGCAGGUCGAUAACCUUCAAAAAUGGUUAAGCGCAUGGGACGAAAAUCGUAGAAAGGGAUUUAAAUUUCAAAAUAAUAAUACUUAUCCGGCUGCGUUAAUAUCUGGAGUUCCUGGAAUUGGAAAA
Acaulospora morrowiae is the source of this 1067-nucleotide messenger RNA. The record is from the annotation of a GenBank genome assembly. NCBI's taxonomy places the organism in Eukaryota, Fungi, Glomeromycota, Glomeromycetes, Diversisporales, Acaulosporaceae.